Messenger RNA from Scleropages formosus (Asian bonytongue), 4842 nucleotides. RefSeq names its product vesicle-associated membrane protein 2 (gene vamp2). The record is from RefSeq and is a predicted model, not a curated record. The coding region runs from base 320 to 655 and encodes 111 amino acids. Lineage: Eukaryota; Metazoa; Chordata; Actinopteri; Osteoglossiformes; Osteoglossidae. The transcript is spliced from 5 exons. Gene Ontology annotation, biological process: vesicle-mediated transport. Gene Ontology annotation, cellular component: membrane.
UGUUCCCUUAAUCCGGGCGUCUAUUUUUUAUAUGUACAUAGUGACACGGCGGAGACUAGCGGCAGCGGUCCCGCUAUAAUAAAUAUCCAUAAGGCGAGGCGCGGUACAAACCAGGCAUCUACACAGAGUCGCAAGACCAAAAAGCACAGAAAAUAAGGCGAAGAGCAGCCUUUUCUAAUUUUAAACGACAUUGCCAUUUAUAAACCCAAAGGACCGGCGAGCGCAUCUGAGAAGACUGGAGGAAAAAGCGGUCCACGCUUCAUCCAUUUAAACAUACAUUCUUAUUGGAUUUGCACACACUAAAAACCAACAAUACGAGAUGUCUGCCCCGGCCCCUGCCGCUGCUCCUGCCCCUGGAGAAAACCAGCCCCCUCCCAACCUCACCAGUAACCGCCGCCUGCAGCAGACACAGGCGCAGGUGGAUGAGGUGGUAGACAUCAUGCGUGUGAAUGUGGACAAGGUUCUGGAGAGGGACCAGAAGCUUUCAGAGCUGGAUGACCGCGCUGAUGCCCUGCAGGCUGGGGCUUCCCAGUUUGAGACCAGCGCUGCCAAGCUUAAGAACAAGUACUGGUGGAAGAACGCCAAGAUGAUGAUCAUCCUGGGGGUGAUAUGCGUGAUCGUCCUCAUUGUUAUCAUUGUGUACUUCAGCACCUAAAAUGGCCGUUCGACAGCUCCUUGCACUCACAACCGCCCAACUCCCAGCAACAACAACUCCACAGAAAAAGACAAGAAAAAAAAAGACCUCCUCCAGACUCACAAAUUAAAUGCCCCUGCUAGAGCCUAAUUCUGCUUCCUGAACCCCCCACCCUCCACACCACCCCAUCGGCUUCGGACCCCUUUGUCUUGUGAGUUCCUGCCAGCGCUUCAUUGUGAAUAACUCCCGUAAUUAUUGGUAACACUCUCCCAUUGUUCUUACUUCCAAACUACAAUGUAGACACAGCCAGGAGACUAUUGUUAUAUACCACAUAUGAUAAAUAUAUUCAUAUAUAUUUAUCAGAUUCAUAUAUAUAUACAUCUUUGUAGAGUUUUAUCUGAGAUGUUUUUGUAGGUUGUUUGUGCGUGUGCAUUUGUAUUUUUUUAAUUUUAUAUUAAUUUAUUUUUCGCUUCAGAGGUUAACUACUGCCUGUUAAUUAGAAGGUCUCCCAGCUGCUCUCUGGGGGAGUUUUGGUGUUCUCUCUUUCCCUUGUAUGGAGGAUGUAGCUGAGCGAGGCACUGCCCUGCUCCUGACUCCUGACUCCUGACUCCUGGUUCCUGAGCGGUACUCUCCUCUCUCGGAUAUAGCGGUGUGUAUUGCUGUCAGUCUUACUGUGUCAAGCCGUGGGAGACGCUCUGCUCCUUUUCUAUCUCGCUCUCUUCUGUAAACUGCCACAGUAGAAAUGGACCAAUAUAUGUAGAUGUUUUUUAUUUUCUUAUUUCUUUAGUGUCUUAUCUCUUUAACAUUCCCGGACAGCAGUGUAUGUGUUAUGCUGUCCAUGUAAUGUAUAUCUGCGUAAGUAUGUUUAAAAUGGGAAAAAAAGGAUAUUUUAUUAUUUUAAUAGCUAAAAUACAGUCCCCUUUGAAGAAAGAUGAACAGAUUUUUUUUCUGAAAAAUUUCUCCAGCUGAAUAAGUGUUCAGAACCCCAGUAAUGCUGAAAAUAUUGAUGUGGUAAUGUAGCUACAGUCUUUCAAUGAGGUGGGAACAUUAUAUGUUAUUUACAAAUGCAAGAAAAAUUCACUGAGGUCGGGGGGGGUGAAACGUUUUAACCUUGGCGGCUGCAUAACGAAUACAGCUGUGGUCUUCUUGUAUUUAGGAAGAAAAUGAAUAAAAACUGGCCCAGCUGAAAAAUUUCCAAGUCCAUUGGGGACCAAAACAUUCCUAUCCACAGCUUUGUGUUUUCGUUUUUGAGGGGCUGGUGGGCUCAAGGGUUUUUAAAUGAGGAUAUUUGCGCAUGAUGCUCAUCUUUGAUGGAAGCCACAAGCGGGGCAGGAGAAGCAACAACACCUGAAAUUAUUGGUUAUGGAUGCACAGAUAUGACCAACGCUAUGGUUGAAAAAGCUCAUAUUGUUGCGGAUGAAGUCUGAUAUGUUUGGGGGGUCUUCAUCACAAUCCCUCAGGACUGCAUUCAUUGCUUCUUUCGAAAUAUGGGACGUUUAAGCAACUAGUCGAACACAUCAUCAUAUGAAAAGGGAUGAUUUAAUAACCCAAACAGCUCCAAAUUUAAUGGCGAUUUCCUAAGAGAUGUACGCCGUGCUGUGCUCCCAAAGCUCCCUGGCCCAGGAGGCAUGAAGGUCAGUAUUUGUUGACAUCUAACCUUCGCAAUCAAAGAUCACACUCGAUACUGGAAUGUCUGUUUUUUUUAAUCCCAAAAUUCCUUUGCACCCUUACGUGACAUAACAAGCAUUACGCUUGUGUUGCCGAUUCUCUAUUUUUUCCUUCUGUUUUUCUGUUAUUCUCUCCAGUUGCUGCCUUUUUUCUUUUUUGAUGUGUAGAAAUAGACUAUAUUUAUAUUUUUGUCUGUGAGAAUCGGGGGAAGCUAGCUCAGUGACAACUUAAUUUACUGCCAUUGAUAGUGAGUACUGAGCUCAACCGUCCGUUACGUGUGUGGCCGUGUGUGUGUCUUGCUCUAUAGUUUACACUGCCAAGCAGCUGGAGAGAGGUGCUUUUCAUUAUUGCUCUUAGUAACUCCUUCUCUGUGACCACCCCCAGCACCCUCAGCCUGUAGCCCAUCAUUCAGGAUCAGAUUUCCAAUGUGUGUUGCACAAGGGUAAGCACCGUUCUUUAAGCCCAUCUUAGUAAUGUGUGGCUCAUACAGUAGGUGUUCACCAUCGCAUAGACAAAACACACGUGGUUCUCUUUCCCCUGUAUGGGUUUCCAGGCACGCCCACUGACGCUUGGUCCCACAAUGCCCUUCUUCACCUGUUCAUAGUGUGCUGCCUGUGGCUGCAGCUCGCUGUGUCUGAGAGUGUGCUCUGAGCCUCCUUGGGCUCUUCGGAGCUCUUUUAAUCUCUCUCGGCUACCCCACCCCCAACCCCUACAAGUGUACGUGUGCAUUUGUGAGAGUUGGUGAGGCUUAACCUCCAAGUGGCAUAUCUCCAGUUUAUCCCAAACAGAUUAGCUAGCUUAAAGUGAGGAGGGCGGGGCAAACCGUUUCCAUGACAACGAUCAGAGAGUCAGAGGCGGAGCCCCAACAUCACCAGCUUCCUUUUGAAAGUAGCAGGGGAUUUGUUGCCAAACUGGUUGGCUGAAAUAUUCCUGCUAGAGAGGCAAUGUGACUAAGGGACCAUAUGUAUACUUUACUGCCACACCCACCUGUUUGUUUAUUAGUGUCAUUACUCUCAGUGCCCGCCUCGAUGUCUAGGAAAUGCCUUAGGAAAUCAAUUUACUGUUUUGACCAUACUGUCCCUGCCCACUACCCUCAAAUUUACUUUAUCCUGAAAUGACCAAAGAUCCACUGAUUUUCCUUAUGCUGCCAGUUGCUGUCCAAGAUGAGUCGAAAGAACCACGCUUUACUUUUGCCUAAUUCACAGCGAUGGGGGCUGUACUCCGUCUGUGGGCCUUCACCGUUUCUUUGUGAUUUUUCCUCGAGCUCUUCUGGCUAUAUUUUUUAAUAAUGUUUAGAAGACCCUCCCAGGCCAAACAUAAAAAACUGAAAAUCAAAGCUGUGGAUUUUUUUUGUUCAGAAUCCAUAAAUUAUUCAACAGAGAAGCGGAAAAUUCUCAAAUCAUAUUGAAACUUUUGAGAUGUUUAAUCUGCCGUUGAAUGGCUAUAGAGGUCACCGUCCCCUGUCAGAGAUGGCUGGUGUAAUCUGAUAGAUUCACUCGAACAGCCGAAAUUCAGAAAAGAUCCGCAGCGAUCACCAUAGUAUCAACAGAGUCCACCUCUAAAUGCAUGGCAAGAUACUGAAGACAUGCUUCUGAUUACUUGUAAUAGCACAACUCUUCCUUGGAACUGUGUGUGUGUGUCUUUGUGAUGCUUACAUCGGAUUGAUAAAAACAAUAAUAAAAAAUUUAAUUCAGCUUCAAGUGUAUAGCUGUUUUAAAAAAACCAAAAAAUGUGUGAUGUUGUGUGGGGUGCUUUGGGGGACGGGGGUUCCUAUUUUUCAGUAGAUUUGAAACUAUGAAACAGAAAUAUUCCCAAAUAAAAUGGAUUAUUUCCAAGCAUUGUUUCGCAAUUAGAAUAGAAGGAUUUGAAAAAAGGUCAAGGGAAUGAUGCUUCAAACAGGGUCCUUGUCAUAUCAGGGGGGUUCAAGUGACGAGACCACACGUCCGAACGGAGCUUACGGACCUGUGGGCUCGCUUCCGAGGAGCUUCCCUUGUCGCAGUAGCGCUUGACAAACCCGAUAAGUAACCGUUGCUGCAUGUCUAUUUAUUAUUUUAUUUAUUUUUUUUCAUCGUGGAAGCACUUUGCUUUCUCCUUUCAUGUACUUGUGACUUUUUUUUGUUGUGUUGGGAGGGAGGUAGGGGGGUCGACGUGUGGGUGUGUGGCUGGACGAGGCAGUCAGGUUUAACCUCCACCCUGUGAAAACAGUCCUUUGUCUUCGGUACAGGAGGGAACCUAUGAAGACACUGAACCGUGACAGAGUGGAGGCCACUAUAUCUGCCCUCCUCCACCCCACACAAGCAAAUUGCAUUUAUUUUCACCUGUUAAUGUGCUUCAGAGUUCUAGAUAUGUUUACCUUUUUGGGUAAAGCUGCCUGGCUCUGUGUGUCUUUGCUCUUACAGAGAGUGAAAAUAGUUGUACCUAUAUGAAAAGUGUUGGGCUGUACACCAAUGUCAAGUGUAUGUGACUGAGAAAAUGAAAUGCCAGUUCACUUUAUCUCCCCGCACUGUUCCUAUUUCUUAAAAGGAUGGGGGGGGGGGGGG